Molecule: messenger RNA, 2010 nt
Organism: Scleropages formosus (Asian bonytongue)
Lineage: Eukaryota; Metazoa; Chordata; Actinopteri; Osteoglossiformes; Osteoglossidae
Gene: apof
Product: apolipoprotein F
Exons: 2
Coding region: 85-1329 (414 amino acids)
Biological process (GO): cholesterol metabolic process
Source: RefSeq, a predicted model, not a curated record
AAACAACCUGGCAGUGGACAACAUCAGACUCUGGACACUGGACUGUGAAUCCUUGUGCUGCAUUGGUGGGGAGCCUGCAAAGGUAUGAUGGACGCAAAACUCAAGUGGCUCAUUGUUGCCCAGCUCUUGCUGACUGACUGCUGCCGCUCCCAGGUAGACGUUCCACGGGGUCUGGAAAGCACAGCGUCUCAGAACACACGUGUGAGAGAGGGUGGAAAAGGAGAGGAUGCGUCACACCUCCCUGGACCUCCUCUGGAGCCUGGCUUUCCAUCUGGGGCUGAUGAGGCAAAGAUUCAGUCCGCUCAUCGCCUAGUAAUGACUGUCGCAGGCCUGCUACAGGGGAAAAUGCGACUUGCCCUGCAGGGUAAUGCCAGCUGUGAAGACCUCCUGGCCGCUGCCACCCUUGAGAAGCCUUCUGCUCUUUUCCUCCGUGAGCUGCUGGGGCUCUCUUUGGUGCCUGUGCUGGUGGCUGAAAACUGCCCCCAAGAGGCCCAAACCCUGGUGCUGCAGCUCUUUGACCUGCUGGGUGUUGGAGACACUGAGGAGCUACUGUUGGACCUGGAGGACCUCAUGGAGAGAAGCAGCCAGCCACGGGUCACCGGUGCCCCGGGGAGAGAGCGAUCGCAGCACCACAUCGAGGCCAUCAUGUUCAACAUCCAGCAGCUGGCAAAAACAGGCGUGAGCAAUGAGGAGACACGGGACAUGGAUCGUGGGACACAAGGGGGACACGGGGAGUGCCAAGGCUGGACUAGGGUGAAUGGGACCUCACUGUUGGGGGAAGCAGUCGAGGAAGAAGGGGAAGUAGCAGAGGCCGUGCGUGUGUGUGAGAGUCUCGGAGCUCGCUGUGCUGGCGUGUCUCUUGGCGAGGCUUCUGGCCUGUACCGAGCGGUGCUGAGGAAGGGGAGCCGCAUCGUACCCUGUGAGGACUCCGAAUGCUGGAUCCGGGAGUGCCAGGGAACAAGGGCUGGCCGUGCCCGUCGCAGCGCACAGAGGAACUGUGUCAACAAGAGAGAGGAGCGCAUAUACAGUGUGGUGGAAUGGAUCCCAGCUGUGAGCACCCUCUACAGCCUGGGGACCGCGGUCUACUACGCGUCAGUCAACUGCUCUGAGACAGCCAAGGAGAGGGCCAUCCUGAGUGCCGUGGACCUAGGCACUGACGCUCUCAUGGCCGUCACGGGAGGCACGGUGGGCGUGGCCGGCUAUGCGCUGGGGGCCGGUGUGAAAACGGGCGUGAAAGCCGGAAUCAAGUAUCUCCUCAAUAACAUGAAGCAUGAGGAGGACGUCAUUGUAAACCAGAACAUCUGGUCAGCGUCCAUCUCUGUUGAGUAACAUUUUCUGCACAGGUACUCUAAGUCACGAAAAAAGGGAGUUGCGUUUUUUUUUUGUCCACUUUUGGACUUGCUGAUUGAAAACGCUCAAUAUUCUGAAAAUCAAAGCAAUUUCAGUUGCCUCUUGGUUCCUCACUCAAGUCAGAACUUUGUAAAGUAACAAUUCAUUCAACGAACAGUUAUUUGUAUUCAAUUUUUAACAAGCAUGGAAGGAAGAAAUCCUGUUAUGCUGUCAAGUUAAAUUACAGUUUAUAAGGAAGUGGACCUUAUAAGCAAAUAUUCUGAUUAAUUUUAAUCUUCGAUUUUUGCGUAAACCAACUCAUUGCACAAUGCAACCCUGGGGACCUAAAAAGACUAGCAGAUUGUGCAACGUGAGAUUCAAAUAUGCAAGUCAUCUUACAUUUUAGCUGGCAGUGCUGCCAUUUACGGAUCGUGUAAAAUAUUUUAAAACAAUGCAUAUCAGGAACAACAAAACAUUGAUGGGUAUGCUGCAAUCUUCCUGCUUACUCAUGUUACUUCUGUCUACAUCUAUUAAAGUGCCGUACCUGCUGGUGGUACUUUCGCAAAACAAAUUGCAAGCUUUUAUAUAAAUGCAGGAUAUGACGACAGCUCUCCAUUAAAAAAUACUGCAUGUAGUACUAAUAUUAAAUUAAUAUUUAAAAGAUAAAUACAUGUUAAAUAC